This is a messenger RNA of Thermochaetoides thermophila DSM 1495, 1092 nucleotides long. RefSeq lists its product as uncharacterized. Gene Ontology annotation, molecular function: RNA-DNA hybrid ribonuclease activity; RNA binding. The transcript has a single exon. NCBI's taxonomy places the organism in Eukaryota, Fungi, Ascomycota, Sordariomycetes, Sordariales, Chaetomiaceae. The record is from RefSeq and is a predicted model, not a curated record. Bases 1 to 1092 code for a protein of 363 amino acids. Gene Ontology annotation, cellular component: ribonuclease H2 complex. Gene Ontology annotation, biological process: mismatch repair; DNA replication, removal of RNA primer.
AUGGACGACUUCCAAGCCUUCGAAGACCUCACACCCGAGGCCGAGACCCCCUCUUCCUCAGUCUUCAUCCCCCCCUCAAUCAACCACACCUCCCUCCUCUCCGGCGCCUCCUACACCUACAUCUCUCCCAUCCCUUCCUCCCUCCUGCCGCCCUCAGGUUCCCCCUCCGGGACCCUUGGACCCCCCUGCGUCCUAGGCGUAGACGAAGCCGGCCGCGGCCCCGUCCUUGGGCCCAUGGUCUACGGCAUCUUCUUCCUGCCACUCGACCUCUCCGACUCUCUCCUCCGCGACACCCACCACUUCGACGACAGCAAAGUCCUCACGCCCGCGACCCGCUCCGCAUUAAUGCAAACCCUCUGUACCGAAGGCUCCGACCUACACACCUCCUGCGGCUGGGCCAUCACCGCUCUCUCCGCACGGGACAUCUCCUCUGGCAUGCUCCGCCCUUCGACAGCAGGAUAUAACCUCAAUGCGCAAGCCCAAGACGCGACUGUCGCGCUUAUCAAGAAAGUUUACGCCUCAGGCGUGAACGUCACAGAGAUAUACGUCGACACAAUCGGGCAUCCGGCGACGUACCAGGCGAAGCUGGAGAGGGUGUUCCCCGGGGUGAAGAUCACUGUCGCGAAGAAGGCGGAUAGCUUGUAUCCGUGUGUCAGUGCCGCGAGUGUGUGUGCUAAGGUGACGAGGGAUGCGGCGUUGGAGGUUUUGUGGGAGGCUGCCAAGGGGAGGGGGAGGACACCUAAAGGGGAGGAUGAGAUGGAUGUGGGUGAGAAGAGAGGUGAGAGCGAAGAGAGUGAGGGAAUGGCUUGGGGAUCAGGGUACCCCUCUGACGCGAGGUGUGUGUCCUGGCUGAAGGCGAAUAUGCAUCCCGUCUGGGGAUGGGGACCGGAAUGCCGUUUUAGCUGGGGAACGGCAAAAGACAUGUUGGAAGCACCCCCGACAAAAGGGGGCGGUGUUAAGGUCGACUGGCCUGUCGAUAAUGACGGCGACACACAUCGCUUGACGGACUUUUUCACAUCAAAACACCAAGAGCAGGAAGGAGACGAGCUAGGGAACUGGUUUGGUGCCCCAGCGGGCGUGGAAGCUUUUUAA